This is a messenger RNA of Mytilus trossulus (common blue mussel), 5848 nucleotides long. RefSeq names its product proto-oncogene tyrosine-protein kinase receptor Ret-like. The coding region runs from base 503 to 3784 and encodes 1093 amino acids. The record is from RefSeq and is a predicted model, not a curated record. Gene Ontology annotation, molecular function: transmembrane receptor protein tyrosine kinase activity; ATP binding; calcium ion binding. NCBI's taxonomy places the organism in Eukaryota, Metazoa, Mollusca, Bivalvia, Mytilida, Mytilidae. The transcript has 21 exons. Gene Ontology annotation, cellular component: axon; signaling receptor complex; plasma membrane. Gene Ontology annotation, biological process: homophilic cell-cell adhesion; protein phosphorylation; multicellular organism development.
GUUAAUUUCAAAUAUGAACAAUAUAGUGCCUGUCAUUAUUGCUGAAACUGAUAGGCCGAUAAUCCAAUAAUUAAGUCGGUUCGUAGGUGUGGAGAAAAUAUAUUCAAGUGCAUGUAAAUCAUAAAGAAACGUUUAAAUACGCUUUUGACUAACCAACAACGAGAUCUUUAUUGAAUUAUUGGUAAUUUACACUUAACGAUAUUUGGGGUCCGGUUAGCGUUAUUAUAUGAACAUAUUGAAAUAUUUGCUUUCAUUUGCUACAGGCUUUAUAUACUGAUCCGAACACACGAGGAUUUUUAACAAAUAUCAAUAAUGAAGUAAAACUCUAGGAAUUGGUUUUCAAUUGGAAAAUUAUUUUAUUGUUGACUUUAGUCGUAUUCACAGGUGUUGCGCUAUGGAACAAGGAAAAUGUACUAAUACUUUAUAAACUAGAAAAUGAAUUGUAAAAUUGUUACUUUAAACUCUUAGAAAUGAUUUGUUUACUUGGAUAAGGAUAUACAUUAUGAGAUUCUAUAUUUUGUGUUUACUAGUCCUAUUUCAAGGUGCUCAGUGUUUGUACUUCAAGCAAUACAGAUACAAGUUUUGUCCUUCCGUUUCAAAUCAAGUUCUAGUAGACAGUUCUCUGUGUGUUCCCGGAUCUCUGAAAUAUACUGUUUCCCGCAAUGCGUUCAACAUAAAUUCUAAUGGUUUGGUGACUACAUUUAAUGCCAAACAAGGGAUUAAUGAUUUAAUAGUCAAAGCAACAUGCACAGAAAAUGGACAUAAAAAGGAAACAACCGCUCUUGCUGAUGUGAUUGCUAACUGUGACCCGUCUUCAUUGUCUACAGAUCAAAAGAACCUUUUGUGCUUUGACGGAACUCUUAUGAAUUUUACGAUUACAGAAAACGUUUUGAAGUCUGUAUUGGGAAAGUUAUCUGUAUAUUCAGGAAUUAAUAAUGGAUUCGCAAGAGAGUACAUAUUAGUAAACAAAGAUCAACAGAUUUCAAAGUUUUUUGGGAUUGAUUCAACAACCUCAGAAUUCUCUAUUUUGUCACCAUUAGACUUUGAAAUAAAAACUACAUGGAACUUGAAAGUCAGAUGUCAGCUGACACAAGGAAAGACAAGCAGAAAUUAUACUGCCAACUUAAUAGUCAUAGUUCAAGAUCAGAAUGACAGUCCGCCACUUUUUCAAGACAGAUCAAAUCAAAUUAAAUCAGUUCUUGUGACAAACGACAAAAAGAAAAUUGAAGUUAUCGUGACAGAUAAAGAUGAUUUUGACUGUUCAAAGUUUUCUGUACAAGUAUUUGGAGACUCUCUGGGCAUUUGUCACGCUAUAUCACCACUUGGUUUCAGGGUACCGAACGUAACAAUUUGUAGAUUAAUCGUUAACAUUAAUAAUACCAGGCCUAAAGUACCACUUCCGGAGGAUUACACGUGUAAUGUUGCUUUUAUCGACGAAGGAUAUAUGCUGUCAUCAAAUGAGACAAGAUCUGAUAGAGUAAUUUUAGAGUUACGAUGGCAGAAAGGUACAAAUGCAGUCAACGAUAAUAGCAAAAUGAUACAGCUGCGAAUAAAUAGGAGUGCAAGUCAGCUUACUCAGGUGUACAAGUUUCCUGAACACAUUAAUAAGACUGUAUAUGUAAUGAAUCCACCAAAACAUGCCUUUGAUAUAACAAGUGGUAUAGUCUAUGUUUCUAAUGCGGAUACGUUACGACAGAGUGAUAUUGGUGUUAAAGUCACUGUUAUCUCGCAUCCGGAUAACUUCCAAACAGAUUUGUUUAUCUCUGUAAUAGGACAAUACCAUGUCUUGAAGACCGACAAGCCUUGUAAUGAGUCUUGUUCUCGAUUUAUGUAUAAACAAUAUUGUGAAACUGGUUGUGGCCUUGGUGCACCAAAUGGGAAAUGUGUCUGGCGUCAAGGAAAUGAUGGAAGUGGCCUUGAAUCUAAAUAUUCAACAUGUUCUCCAAAUUUACAUACGUGUCCUGAUCAAGUCUGUGACCCCUUAGAAAGGGCAUUUCAUUUAUUGUGUCCACAAGAUUGUACAACUGAAACUAUUGGGAUCGUAAAGCAGGAUCCCCAGACAGGCAGAGGUAUUCUACAAGCUACUGGACCAUGUUGGUGUGAUUAUAACGGGAAAUGUUCUUGCUUUGAACCCGCUCCUUUCAAGUCAACUACACCACUUUCGGUCAUAUACAAACCUGGCGGACAUAAUAGUAGUACAAAAGAUAGGAACCAAACCAUAGAAAAUGUUAGGGUUGAUCCAGUUUUAGAUGACAAGCUUAAUAACAGUGAUCAUACUAUCUGUGAUAUAGACUGUAAAAUUACAAUAGCAACGAUAUGCGGAUGCAUCAGUGCGCUUGCAUGUUUGUUUGUUCUUGUGUGGAAGACCAGAAGAUUUAAAUGUCAGAGGAAUAAAACACUAAAGCAUGUCGGAAGUGUUGCAUCAAUGUCUGUAAUACCAUCGGACUAUUUUGACGAUAGAGAUUACAGGACACAACACUCCUCCCCACAGUACGGUCCAUAUUACAAAGAGUCGUACAAUAGCAGCGUGUCCCCAGAAGAUGCAAAGUGGGAAUUUGAGAGGGAACAUCUACAAUUAGACACAACUCUUGGUGAAGGAGAAUUCGGGAAAGUUGUCAAAGCAAAAGCCUACAACUUAGACGGAAAACAAAAUUAUACUGAAGUAGCAGUAAAAAUGCUCAAAAAUUGUGCCUCUGGGGUUGAACAACAAGCAUUAUGGUCGGAGUUUAAUUUACUGAAAGAUGUUCAACAUCCUAAUGUAAUACGAUUACUGGGUGCAUGCACUCAGAAUGGUCCAACAUAUCUGAUAGUGGAGUAUUGUGAACAUGGAUCUUUACUAAGUUACUUACGAAAUUCUAGACUUGAAGAAAAUGGUUAUGUUAAUCAGCGGUAUAAACCAUCAAAACAUAUAUCAAAUCCAAAAGAACCACCCGAACUUCUCACAAUUCGGGACUUGCUUUCCUUUGGUUGGCAAAUUGCAAAGGGAAUGAAAUAUCUGAGCGAAAUCAAACUUGUACACAGAGAUUUAGCAGCUCGAAAUGUUCUAGUUGGUUCUGGCAAGGUGUUAAAGAUAUCAGACUUUGGUUUAACUAGAGAUGUUUAUGAGGCAGACACAUAUCUUAAACAGAGCAAGGGAAGAAUUCCAGUAAAAUGGUUAGCACCUGAGUCACUAUAUGCACAGAUAUAUACCACACAAAGUGAUGUAUGGUCCUUUGGUAUUGUUUUAUGGGAAGUUGUUACUCUCGGGGCACCACCAUAUCCUGGUGUACCACCAGAGCGUCUUUAUAACCUAUUAUUAGCAGGUUAUCGCAUGGACAGACCUGAAAAUUGUUCUGAUGAGCUAUAUGCUGUGAUGCAAAAAUGUUGGAAAACAGACCCACAGGAUAGACCAACAUUUUCAAAACUUGCAGAUAUAUUUGAUAGAAUGUUGCAGCAAAGAACGGAGUAUCUAGAACUGACGGGUGGUUUUGAAGAUGAUACAUCAGACCUUUUUGGCAGUCGAUAUGCUCCGUCAGUAUCGGGGAUUUCUAUACUUGGUAGUCGGCCUUUACCUGUACAUUCCGAACCCACACCUAUGGACAAUAGGAACAGUGGAAGUUCAUAUCUUACGCCAGCAUUAACUAACCCUAUUGAUACAAACACUAGAUUUUCAGACUCUACGUUGUCAAAACGUGAACAAAGUGAAACUUCAGAGAUGGCGUCUUUACUGAUUGACAAUAGAAGUAAAAACCCUUUUAUUAAUGAAGGUCUAGUCAGUCCAAAAGCGGAACAAACGGUUGUGUGAAUAAAUUUAUAUUGUGAUGUGUACAUAAUGAAAUUGUUUAAUUGAUCUAGUCAUGCUUUUCUGUGAUGGAGUCCAUAUAUACAUUAUAACCUAUAUAUAAUUAUGCAAUGAACUUCAAACAAAUAUGUAUCUGUGUAAAUAUUCUUAUAUAUUAUCUGAAUAUGUAAAAUGUAUACAAUAUGCUUGAUAUCCGUGGUUUCUGUUACUAAGUAAUUGCAUUGAAUAGGUCAUAUGACUUUUUUCAAAAUAAAUCUCAAGGAAAAAAAGAACACGUAAGUAUUGUCAUGUGUAACUGUAUAUACAUAUUACUUGUAUCAUAAUCAGCAUUUCCUUUUGUAUGAUACAAACCUUUGUUAAUUGUAUAUUAAACUUGUAUCAAAAUAUAUAUGAUAAAUUGUAGCCUUAAAUUGUACAUUCUUUGCGCAAUCACCGUACAUUGAUGGUGCAAAAGGAAGUCAAUUAUGACCCAAAGUUAAAACGGUUUUAUUGAUAGCUUUCUAACAUUUUAAUAUUUGGUCAAAUUUUUGCUUCCUGUUACACAAUGCCAAACAGCGUAUACAAUAAAACUUGUGUAUAUAUUUAAAUAAUGAUCAUUAAAUGUAAUGUAAAUAAAUGUAUUUGUCUUAAGAUUAAGACAUAAAUAUAUAUUAUUUAUCUUGGUGUAUACUACUUGGCUAGGGUAACUGCUUUAUGAAUUAAAAACUACAAUUUAUAAAAUCAAAUGCCUGUCAAGCCUUAACAGCAGCCAAAGUAAAGAAGAGUGCCAUUAUUUAUCAAAUGUGCGUUCAUCAUUUUCGAAAUAAGGUCACAAAUUGGGUACAAAAAGUGCAGACAUUAUAUUCUGCAUACAUGUAACCAUAUUUAUUACUGUCAAAACUUGUUUGUAUAAUGUCUGAUAAAAUAUUGUGAUAUUAGUUUCAUGAAUAGUGUGACUUAAUAGAAACGGGUAUGUAGAUGAUAAGUUCUUUUAAAAAUUAUUAGAUUUAAGGAAUUUGUUUCCUUUUCUGGUAGUGAUCAUAUGAUGGAUAUACAGUUAAUGUUAUUACUAUAAAUAUUUCUAAUAACUGGUCAUGGCUUUAAUUACAACGCGAGUAUUGACUCACGUGUAGACCAUUGACUUACGUGUAGUCUCUUCCUAAAUUACAUUUUCCAUGUGAAAAAUUCGAAAAAAUGAUAUAAGGAUUUUUUUUUUUAAUUUGAACUAGUUUGAACUUCACUCAUUUAAAAACGUUCAAGCAUUUCUGCUUUUCGUUUACUUAAUUUCGAUAAUUUUAAAUCCAAUUUUCAUCAUUUAUCAAUGGACUUAGUGUGAACAAUAAGUUUAUUAUUGACCAUUGCUCUUCAGUUUCUUUGACUAUCUAUUCACACCAUUUAAAAACCAAAAAUAGAAAUAAUUGUGAAAAGAAUAUGAAAAAAAUGCCACUAACUUUUUAACCUCCUUUUCUUUCCGAUCGCAUAGUUUUGAUAAUGUUGCAUUUUAGUUUUUAUUUAAACUAUACUGUCUUAAAAAAUCAAAAUGUCUAACUCUAUUUUUAUACAUGGUACAUUUGCUUAAAAUUUUACGGGUAUCGGUACAUUCCAGUUAAUUUGUUAACUAUCUGUUUGAAAAAAAGAUACCUGUAAGCAACUCCUCCAAUUAUAUGUAUUUAAUAAGAAUGCAGAGAUAGAGAACUCAUGAAAAUUUAUUUAACAUUUUGGAUUAAACUAUUUUCAAAUAAUAAAAAUAUUAAUCCAGUAUUUCAGUUUCUACGGAAGGGACAAUGUGUACUUAUUAAUGGCUUUAUUUUUGUUGAAAGAUUAGUUUUUUAUUUUUACAUCAUUGUUUUCCUAAAUCAAGCCCAUAUUUGCAACAUUAUCAGACAAAACAAGUUCGUUUGAAUUAAACUAAAGUUUAUGCAUCACUAUUAUCAUGUAUGCAAAUUAUUAACACAUACAAUAAUCACAAACUAAUCAUACAGUUUAUAGUGUUGUUAUGUUGAGUUGUAAAUUGGAAUGGGUUGGCUUUACAGUGUAAUGGAAAUGUAUAUUAAUAUUCAACAUUUGUUGUCAAUGAUUUGAAUAAAU